Molecule: messenger RNA, 906 nt
Organism: Telopea speciosissima
Lineage: Eukaryota; Viridiplantae; Streptophyta; Magnoliopsida; Proteales; Proteaceae
Exons: 3
Coding region: 1-906 (301 amino acids)
Source: RefSeq, a predicted model, not a curated record
AUGACUAAGCCCAUAUUGGAAGCAGGUGAUAGGCAAAUCACCUGGGAUGGAUUCAAGGCAGCUUUUGAUGAUAAGUAUUUCCCACCUUGUGUAAAGCAAAAGAAGAUCUUUGAGUUCAUGCACUUAACUCAAGGAAGCCAAACAGUGAUGACGUAUGAGAGGAAGUUUGAGGAACUAUCUAGGUACGCACCACACACGGUGAGUACGGAGGAGAUGAAGGCUCGACAGUUUGAGCAAGGCUUAAGGGUGGAGAUCCAGAAGAGUAUCUCUCCCAUGCAACUGAAGACAUAUGCUGAAAUAUUCCACAAAUCUCAGAUCUAUGAGGCUGUGGAGAAGAAUGCAACAAAGGAUGAAGAAGUUAAACCAAAGAAAAAGUUCAAGAUGACAAAGAAUUAUCCAACUCUGAAGGAGCAGCCAGAGCAAAACCCCCAAGGAGGGCAAGCCAAUCAAAAUGACUACAAUAGAAAGGACACUCAAGGAAACCAGAAGCCAAGAGCCACUGGUAGGGUUUUUGCAAUGACUAAGAAGGAUGCAGAGGUGUCUCCCUCUGUUGUGGCAGGUAUGUUGAAAAUCUCUGGAAUACCUGCUUAUAUCCCAUUUGAUUCAGGAUCCACUCAUAGUUUUGUAUCAAGUACUUUUGCUACUAGAUUGAAUGUUGUGCCCAAAGUUUUGAAUUACCAGUUGUGUGUGUCUACACCUUCUAAAGGAAUGAUAGAGACAGAAUUAAUUUGUGAAGCAUGUGAUGUAGAGAUUAUGGAGAGAAAAUUGACUGCAGACUUAAUUUUGUUAGAAAAGAAGGAUUUUGAUGUUAUACUUGGAAUGGCUUGGCUAGCGGCAUAUCAUGUUAAUGUUCUUUGUUUUGAAAAAGAGAGUGGUCGUAAGACCUAUGAAGGAACCAGAGUUUGA